UCGGUGGCGGCACCUUCAACGGCAGCGCCAGCUGUGAUCUUGACAGCAACUUUAGUCAAAUGGUUGCCGGCGGCGGCAGCGAGGCGGGCAGCUCAUCCACGCACAGUCCCUGCCCGCUGCCCUUUGGGGCUGGCAUCGGCGGCAGUGGUGGUGCGGGUGGUGCAGCUGCAGCUGCUGGUGGUGGUCUAGGACUUGCUGUCAACUUUGGUGGCUUCAUCAAUAAGCGGCGCAUACGCAAAUUGUUUGGCGUUGGCGGCGCAUCCAAUGGCGAUGGCUUUGGGCCCUAUGGUGCAGCGCUGCGGCGGCGCAGCUCACACCUGGUGCAGUUUCACAAGAAGAAGCAACAGCUGGAGCAAUUGGAGCAGCAGCAGCGCAUCGCGACCGUUGCCUCGGCGAAUGCGGCCUUUUUGGAGCGCCGGGAGCAGCAACAGUUGCAACAACAGCAGCUGCAGCAGCAGUUGCAGCUGCAACAGCCGGCAAUGCUGCAGCUGCAACAGCAGCCGGAAAAGAAGAAGAAAAAGAAACCACCCGGACCGCCGGCCCAGGUGCGGCAACAGGCAUCACGCACCAUGGACGAUCCGCUGAUGAAUCGGCCGCGCAAGAGCACGCCGCAGGCCAACAAGAAGAAGGACAAGGAGCGCGACAAGGACAGGGACAGAGACAAGUACAAGGACUAUGGCUAUGAGAAGUCUUUGCCCAAAUUGAGCAGUCAAGACGAAGAAGGGGGGGCUGGUCAUGGCUUUGGUGGCGGACCACAACACUUUGAACCCAUUCCUCACGAUCAUGAUUUCUGCGAGAGAGUCGUUAUAAAUGUAAGCGGGUUAAGGUUUGAGACACAACUGCGUACGCUAAAUCAAUUCCCGGACACACUGCUUGGGGAUCCAGCUCGGAGAUUACGGUACUUUGACCCGCUUAGGAAUGAAUAUUUUUUUGACCGUAGUCGUCCGAGCUUCGAUGCGAUUUUAUACUAUUAUCAGAGUGGUGGCCGACUACGGAGACCGGUCAAUGUCCCUUUAGACGUAUUUAGUGAAGAAAUAAAAUUUUAUGAAUUAGGUGAUCAAGCAAUUAAUAAAUUCAGAGAGGAUGAAGGCUUUAUUAAAGAGGAAGAAAGACCAUUACCGGAUAAUGAGAAACAAAGAAAAGUCUGGCUGCUCUUUGAGUACCCAGAGAGCUCGCAAGCCGCCAGAGUUGUAGCCAUAAUUAGUGUAUUUGUUAUAUUGCUAUCAAUUGUUAUAUUUUGUCUAGAAACAUUACCCGAAUUUAAGCAUUACAAGGUGUUCAAUACAACAACAAAUGGCACAAAAAUCGAGGAAGACGAGGUGCCUGACAUCACAGAUCCCUUCUUCCUUAUAGAAACGUUAUGUAUUAUUUGGUUUACAUUUGAACUAACUGUCAGGUUCCUCGCAUGUCCGAACAAAUUAAAUUUCUGCAGGGAUGUCAUGAAUGUUAUCGACAUAAUCGCCAUCAUUCCGUACUUUAUAACACUAGCGACUGUCGUUGCCGAAGAGGAGGAUACGUUAAAUCUUCCAAAAGCGCCAGUCAGUCCACAGGACAAGUCAUCGAAUCAGGCUAUGUCCUUGGCAAUAUUACGAGUGAUACGAUUAGUUCGAGUAUUUCGAAUAUUUAAGUUAUCUAGGCAUUCGAAGGGUUUACAAAUAUUAGGACGAACUCUGAAAGCCUCAAUGCGGGAAUUAGGUUUACUUAUAUUUUUCUUAUUUAUAGGCGUUGUACUAUUCUCAUCGGCGGUUUAUUUCGCGGAGGCUGGCAGCGAGAGUUCCUUUUUCAAGUCCAUACCCGACGGAUUCUGGUGGGCUGUGGUGACCAUGACCACGGUGGGAUAUGGUGAUAUGAGACCCGUCGGCGUUUGGGGCAAAAUUGUGGGAUCAUUAUGUGCGAUUGCUGGUGUACUAACAAUCGCACUGCCCGUACCGGUUAUCGUCAGUAAUUUCAAUUACUUCUAUCACCGCGAAACGGAUCAGGAGGAGAUGCAGAGCCAAAACUUUAAUCAUGUUACUAGUUGUCCAUAUUUGCCAGGUACAUUAGGUCAACACUUGAAGAAAUCAUCGUUGUCCGAGUCCUCAUCGGAUAUGAUGGAUUUGGACGAUGGUGUUGAAUCGACGCCAGGGUUAACUGAAACACAUCCUGGACGCAGUGGAGCAGCUCCGUUUUUGGGAGCCACACAGAUGCAGCUGCAACCGCCGCCAGUGCAGCAGCAGCAGCAGCAGCAACAACUACAGCAGCAGCAGCAGCAGCAGCAGCAACUGCAACUGCAGCAGCAGAAUGGCUUCAAGCAGCUGCAGUCAACAGUAAGCGUCAGUGCGGCAACUGGCAGCGCUGGAAGCAGUCUCACAAUGAGGCACAACAAUGCGCUGGCUGUUAGCAUCGAGACCGACGUUUGACUACUGGGUAAGUGUGCGCCUUUACUCUCUCUACCCCGCCCCUCUCCACCUCUCUCUCUCUUUGUAUCUCUGUCGCCCUCUCUCUGUGUCAUACCCCCUAACAGCCCUUUCGCAUUCAUAAACACUUUCCCUGAUUUCCCAUUCCAGCUCAUAUGUAAAGCAUUUCGUAUGCUAAGCAAAACGCAAAAUCUUCAGCUAAAGCUAUUUUUCUUCAUUUCUCUCUCUCUCUCUCUUUCGCUCCUUUUCUAUCUCCAACUCUCUGUCUCUCUCUGUCUUGAGCACAAGUCUUGACUCCCAAUUUCUAAUGCACAAGCACCAAAACUUCAGUAAAGUUUACUCGUAAAGUCACAAUGAUAUCAGCUGAAAAUGCCUUCCUAAAAAAGUGUUGAGCAGCGGUGAAAAGUGCGUUUUUAAGCCAUUUGCCAAAACUUCUUACAGGCAAACAUUUUUCAACACUGUUCGAGCAUAUUUUGCCUGCUUCACUUUCAGCUAAUGUCAUUGUCAGCAUAAUAUUAAGCUCAAUAUUGCUAAUA
This is a messenger RNA of Drosophila virilis, 2932 nucleotides long. Lineage: Eukaryota; Metazoa; Arthropoda; Insecta; Diptera; Drosophilidae. The record is from RefSeq and is a predicted model, not a curated record.